This is a messenger RNA of Periconia digitata, 1583 nucleotides long. Lineage: Eukaryota; Fungi; Ascomycota; Dothideomycetes; Pleosporales; Periconiaceae. The record is from the annotation of a GenBank genome assembly.
CCAUCAGACCAACAAGAGGACCAUUGUGCAGAAUAGAACAAGCGUCUCCACGAAAAGCAAAAAAAAAAAAAAAAGACCCCCCCAAUUGAGUGGCUGCGGUGCUCGGUGCGCAGAGACGGUGGUUUGAGGGCAAGUGAGUUUGGGGCGUGUUUGGCGUGCGUCGCAUAGAGAGAGCGAGGGACGAUGAUGAUGAUGGUGAUGUUAUAGCUGGUUGCAAGGUACAGAGGUAUAGUGGACAGACAUGGAUGGCAUCGAAAACAGGGCUGGAAGCGGAGAAGCAGUCGAAUUGGAAGCAGCGCUGGAAAUUGCGAUGGCCGAGGGAAAUUGCCAGACACGGCCGCCGCAUGGGUGGGACGGACGGCAAUGCCUUCCCUUCCUGUUGGCUGGAACCGGCUGGCUGACUGGCUGACUGAUUCCCACCCAGCCCAACGGCUGCGGCUGGCUGGCUGGAUCCACACCCAUCUCUUUUGCCUCGAUUCACCACGCUCAAACAUCGUCGGCUGCCUUGCCCUACGCCUUUCCCUUCUUUUUCUGCUUUUCCACUUGUCCGUUUCCUUCUUCUCUUCGCUUCCUGCGUCCGAACAAGACCGCCUACACACUCCUUGACCCAAUUCUCUUCUCGCCUUGCCUCUCCCAGGUAUACAUAGACAACGACGCUCGAGUACAAAUUCGCUGUGCUCGCGAUUGCGCAAACCUCCUUGACCCCGGCUGCCGUCACCUGCUACGACCCCGUGAAACCAGCCCAUUGCGAUAUCCUCCUGGCCGCCCGUCCGCGGUCCCUUUCCUUGCUCUCUUGCGCUGCAACUCCCAAAGAGCACAUACCCAUUGGCAGUUGUUGGACGGAGCCUUUGGUCCGCCCGAGGUUGCUGUGCUGUGCUGAACUGUGAUCGCGGAACAUGGAUCAGGACAACAGAAUCACCAUCACAAUCUGUGGGGAUGGAGGAUGUGGAAAGAGUUCCAUAACCCUCAGGUUGGUGAGGAGCGAGUGGACACACGAUUAUGACCCUACCAUAGAUUCUUACUCCGUAACCCGCACCAUAGAUGGGAUCCCCUACUUUCUGCAACUCACCGACACCGCCGGCCAAGAGGAGUACCGCUCAUUGUGGGCUUCAACGAACCUACGCUCCGAUGCGUUCCUCCUUGUCUAUGACAUCACCAACGCAUACUCGCUCGAUGGCCUCGAAUACUUCACAGAUAUGAUAGAUAUGGAGACGGACAAUCGCAUUGACAAAGGGGAGGUACCCCCCGUGAAGAUAGUGGCUGGCAACAAAUGCGAUUUGAGCAGUCAGAGAGUGAUCAAGAGUCAGCAGGGAUUGGAGUGGGCGAGGAAGCGUGGAUGCGGAUUCAUGGAAACAAGCGCACGGGAGAUGGUCAAUAUCGAGGAAACGUUUGCUUUACUGGUGCGUCGUGUCGUUGAAGCUCGUCGCCUUACCGCGACCGGCGGUUCAUCGAAUGCAUUACACCCUGUCCGGACAGCCGCUCUGACUCCUACGAACCACAAAGAUCACACCACAGUCGAUGCAUCGAAUGAAAAGGCGCAUGCCGAAUCCCCAAGUAUCUGGAAGAAGCUGCGCUGCUGGUAG